Molecule: messenger RNA, 3238 nt
Organism: Podospora bellae-mahoneyi
Lineage: Eukaryota; Fungi; Ascomycota; Sordariomycetes; Sordariales; Podosporaceae
Exons: 5
Coding region: 187-3012 (941 amino acids)
Source: RefSeq, a predicted model, not a curated record
CAACAACACUUCAUGCUCCACCGCACCGCCACGGAGCCAAAAAGGUCGAGGCACAUCAAGCCGUGUCUCGGCUGUUGCUACUCUUGGGAAUAGGCAUGUAUAUCAAGGACACUCCCAUGACAGUCUGCUCAGAAGUAGUCAUCACCACUAUCACCACAACAAUCCCCAACACAACCUACCAUCAGCAUGGCCGUCAACUAUACCGCCGUGGCGUGGACGCCGGUAGUCAUGCUGGGCAUUGCAAUCAUCCUUGGCGUUUAUGUUCUGGCCCGUCUCGUACUCGAUCUGUCCAUCCGACGCGGCUUGGUCAACUCGAAGAAGCAUCAAGAUGAUAUCGAAAGCGACGCUCCUUCCCACAGCAGAUUUAGAAUAACAGCAACCCGGUCCGUUGCGCUGGCCGGAGUUAUCUGCUCGCUGCUCAGCAAUAUCCUCGAGCUGGUUAUUCUGUUUGACUACGUUGAUUAUUACGACCUGUCAUAUUUGAAACGGUACACUGCGCUCAACUUCUUUACCAUUGCCGGCGGGCUUUGUCUUUUCGUCACGGCUAUUCUCACCACGAAGGCCCUCGCAUCCCCAUCGAAGGGGCAUUCGAUCUCCCGGAUUGUGUACACGAUUUUGCUUGUCUUGAUCGCUCUUUUCGCGCUGAUCGUUUUCAUCCUUCAGACCGUUAUUAAUUCGAUCAGAAAUUAUGGCUCUCGAGGAACAAACUACUUCAGACUCGCUAGGGCUACCCCCAUUAUCGGCCAUACCUACUUCGGUUUGCUCGGUCUCACGACUCUUGUUAUCAGUAUUGGCUUGAUCAGACGAUGGACCCAAAUCCGUGGCGCUGAGGUUCCCACGGCCGAACGAUCUGCUCUCAAGAUGUUCACAAUUGCUGCCGUGCCCGUUCUGACAGCGAUUAUUGUCCUCGGCAUCGUCUACAGAGCUACCUUCAUCGGCGCGUCGUACUUGUACUACUACUCCUUGAACGACCUUCAUGGGUCAGCCUUGGACGAUUGCCGUGGUUCGAAGAAGACAUAUCGCGAUCUCGUCGAAAGCCUAACGCUACUCCAAAAGUCGCUUGAGCAAGUAGUGAAAAUAUAUCAAGGACCUGAUUUCGCAAGCGGGCUACAGGACCUGGGGGCAAUCGCCCAAGCCACUGUCAACCAGGUCUGCGCAGCUCUUCAGGAGUUUCGAGACCGAAUCAGCAGCAAAUACGGCCCCAGCCUGGCCAGCAACGGGUCAGGGAACGUCUUGAGAGAUGUCACUCGAAAGAUUCAAUGGAAGUUUGAAGAGAAAGAUGUCGAGCAGUUCCGCGCGAAGGUGGCGGGACUCACCGUGUCCUUGAACCUUCUUCUCGAUGUCACGGCUGUACGCCUCAUACAACAAAGCCAGGAGGCAACGGCCAAACGAAUUGACGAUGCCGAGAAAAACACAACCAAGGUAGUUCAAAAAUUUGGACAGUCGAUCGAAAAGUCUUUCAGAUUCAUCGGUUCACGCAUCAUGUCGAAACUCGACUUCCUGUCUUCGAUAGGGAUGGAUCUGAAAGACUCGGCAUUUCAGAUUGUCACCUUGAUGUUCACUAUGUCGAGAGACCUGACCAGCAUGGGGGCAGUUCUCUUGAGGCUUGAGAGAGGUGUCGACAACGGCGAGCACUUUGUGCUUGAAGACGCGACAGGACGCACACUCCCCAUCCACCUCAAGACUAUCACAUCAUGGGAGACAUUCGAGUUCAUCUUGGAUGAUCGGUUCAAGGGGAGGAAAGGGGAGCGCAGAAUUCGACGGAAGCUGUACUCGCUGCACGAGAGUGCCAGUCAUCAGGAAAUCGAUCGAUCGGCCAUAUUUGAAGAUGCCUUCGUGCCCUAUCAAAAGGUUGACAUGAGCAUAGUCUGCAGAGCUCUAGAGGUUCCGCAAGCUGAUAGCUCAGGUGAUACGGGGCUUUCGAGUUGUCCUUGGUGUCGUACCACUUCACCGGGCAAACUGGGAGCUCGUGUGCAAUGUCCAACUUGCAAAAAGAAGUUCACUCGGGUGGUAAUCGAACUAGAUGACGAUCUUGCUGCGCCCAUGGCCCCUGUCACAGAUCACACCGUGAAACCCACUGGAAAACCUGGUCCGAAUGGGGAGGAAUGCAGCGAGUGCCAUCAACCAAAAACACCCAGCGGUAAUGACCAGAGAAGAAAGCAUCCAGUCGAUCUGGAAUCAGACUCUGAUGAAGAAAAUGUUACUGGCUUCGCCCACAUUAUUCUCCAGACCAAGAAAAUGCGAGCCAUCAAACUCAAGGAACCCGCGAUUGUACCGCUUCAGGUGGCAAGCGACCCAAAAAAUCUAGACGUUGCUGGAAUGCAGCACCACACUGCACAUGAGGAGCAUUCUCUAGAGCAACCGGUUCGCAAAUCAGCAGAGCAACAGCCAAAAACUUCAGGCAAGCCCCGACUACCGGCUCCGCGGGCCGCCACCAUUGCAGACGCCGAGAAAUAUGGCAUCCCUUCAGGAUAUUGGCUCAAAAACUGGGACCCCACCGAGGAGCCCAUCCUCCUCCUGGGCUCGGUAUUCGAUGGUAACUCGAUCGGCAAGUGGAUCUACGACUGGACUGUCUAUGACAAGGGCCCGUCAGCACCGAUUUCAGAGAUGGCUGGUGAGAUGUGGCUGCUUCUUAUCAGACUAACCGGCAGAAUCAAGCGAAGUGAAGAGCUGGUAGACAGGAUAGGGGACGAAGAUGACAAGGAGGUUGUGGAAGAGUUUUUGGAGGCGGGUGACCGGUUGAUGGUUAAGUUUCGCAAGCUUCUCAAGGCGUGUGAGAAGCCCAUGUUGGAGACCAAAAAGGAAGGGAAGCUUGGGAUGGAGGCGGGUGUUCAGUUUGUUAGGUGCAUGUUUGGUCGGGAGUUUGAGCUGAAGAAGACGGAGAGGUGGAUGACUUCGGUUAGGUUGUGGAAUUUGAGGUUUGAUGUGAAUUGUGAGGAGGUGAUUAGGAAACCUUGGAUGCAAGUUGCGACUGCGCCAGAAAUGGGUGGCGAGGUUGAUGUGAAGAGCUAGGUGCUUACCGUGGUUUAUUCAUGUUGCACAAUGCCUAUCUAAGCUACCUCAUCUACGGUUAGGUGGUCACGGAUAGGUCCAAAGUUUAAAUUGGAAGUAAGACUUUGUAUUGACGUUUAUCGUGUGCGGUUGUGUGUAUACUCGGUGGUCAUCAUGUCCAACGCAUACAUAUCCAAGAAACAGCAUUACACGUCUCUGAUAUCAUGACUUUUGUGUAUAACAGAAA